GACCAGAGCCAUGGACCGGACCAAGGCCUUCACCUGGUUCCUGCUCAGCCUCUGCGCGGCUCCUCUGUGGGCCAGACCCUCCGAGUACCAGUUGGAGGACACUCUGAGUCCCUGUGAGAGACUGAGAGAGUCCGGUUCUAGACCUGGACUUCAGUGCACCGUGGACAGACACUUCAGCCCGGUGCAGUGUGCCGAGGGGCAGUGUUGGUGUGUGGACACCGAGGGACAUGAGCUGAACGGAACUCGAACCAGCAACUCUGCUCCUCACUGUGGGACUCCAUGUCAACGGCAGUCGUCUCUGCGCUGCUCAUCUUCGGGACACUAUGAGACAGUGCAGUGUGACUCCAGCAGGAGGCAGUGCUGGUGCGUGGACAGAGACGGGAUGGAAAUCUAUGGAACGAGACAAAGGGGACGUCCCCAAACAUGUCCCGGUCCCUGUCUCGUCCUCUCUCGUGGGCUCCUGCACACCUCAUCUCCUCGUUCGUCUCCUCAGUGCUCAGAGGACGGAGAGUUUCUGCCCGUUCAAUGUAAAUUAAUCAACUCCACCAACGGAAAAGAAAUGGACCUGACCUACGCCUUCAACAGAUUCCCUGAAGCAUUCCAGAGCUUCUCGAGUUUCAGGAGUUUUUUUCCAGAUGUUUCCUCGUUUUGUUUCUGCUCCGACAAAAGAGGACGAGAGCUCCAGGACACAGGUCUAGAGCUGGCUCUGGACCAGAUCUAUGACUCGGCCUUCACUGGACUCAGGUCUGGACGGUCUUUCUCUGAGUCCAACAUCUACAGAGUCCUGAAGAGGAGACUUCUGGGAGUCCGACUCGCCCUGACCGGGAAAUUUAGAUGCCCCUCCCCCUGUGAGUCUCAGGCCGGUGCUUCUUGUGAACCUGACGGCUCCUUCACUCCCACCCAGUGUCAACAAGGGGCACUGUGCUGGUGUGUGGACUCUGACGGCAGAGAGAUCCCCGGGACCCGGACUCAUCCGGACUCUGUCCGCUGUGGUUCUGGAUCUUCGUGUGUCUCCCAGCGGCGCUCUGCUCUCCUCAGACUCUUCUCGCCCUCCUCUGGUCUCCCUCUUUCCGGUCCUCCUCUCUCCUCUCCUCCUCUCUUCUGCUCCUCUCUCCUCAGGACCCUCUCAGACCUGGUCCAAGUCGAGACCAACCCUCAGACCCUACUGAGUCCUCUGGUCCAGAUCUUGGAUGGUCUCGUCCCAUCUGUAGACUCGGCUCUGAAGGCCUUAGCUCGCUCUUCUCCUCAGCGUUUCCUGGAGAACCUUUUUGGAGGAAAAUUUUUAAAGAUGGCAGUGGAGGGGGCCUUCGUGGGGUCUUUGAGGAAUAAAGGACAGGGUCUAGACCGGGUUAGGUCUGAGUCCAAACUCCAGAGCAUCAGGACUCACAGAGACCUGGUUCUGGUCUUGGUUCGGGUCCUGGAGGAUCCUGGGUUUCUGUCGUUGCUGAAGAACUCUCUGAACGAGCUGGACCCAAAACAGACUGUCCAAAAGGCCCUCUCUCCCCUCUUCCUCUCCUGCUCCUCCUCCUCAUCUCAGGUUGGCUCCUCCCUCUUCAUCCCUCGCUGCACCUCCUCCGGUAGCUUUGGUCCAGUGCAAUGUGAGGAAGAGGAGUGCUGGUGCGUGGAGCCCAACGGUUCAGAGAUUGAGGGCAGUCGGGUCAGAGGUCGUCCCCGAUGCCCCUCCCUCUGUGAGCGUCAGAGGAGCACUGCCCUCAGGCUACAGGGGGCGCUCUCGGCCGGAGCAGAACUCUAUAUCCCAGCAUGCUCAGGGGACGGCAACUUCCUGUCUCUGCAGUGCGUCGGUGAAAAGUGUUUCUGUGUGAAUGAAGAGGGAGAUGCCACGGAGGAGACCGCCCCCCACUGUGCUCAAAGAGCUGUAGGACAGAGCCGGGCCUCAGGCUCAUGCUCUGAGGCUUUGGCUGAAGUCUCGGCCUUCAAACAGGAAGUGAUGUCACUAGUGGCACUCUCUAACUCCUCCCACUUUCCCCUGGGCCUUGGCCUCCUAUUGGCCAAAGGGUUUCGCUUCACUACCGAGAUCGGCCAGUCAGAGCCUCCGCAGCUGGAGCUGCUGAGUGACAACAACAAUGCAGCGCUGCGAUUGGCCGCUGUGUCAGUGUAUCAGCAGCUGGUGGAGCCGGAGAGACAGAGCUUUCAGGCUUUCAGUCCUCAGUGCGACUCCAAUGGAGACUGGCUCCCCACCCAGUGUGACCUCAACUCAGGUGUGUGUUGGUGUGCACAUGAAGAUGGCAGUGUUGUGGCUGGAUCUCUGACCAAUCGCAGAGCUCCAAAGUGUGAGAGCAGGUGUGAGAUUGCACGUGCCCAGACAUUGCUCUCUGAUUGGCUGAGAGCUCCUGCACGGUGUGAACAGGCACAGACGGUUGGCUCUCUUCAGUGUGAAUCUGAGUAUGGCUGUGAGAGUCCUCUUUGCCCCAUCCCGGACAUUUCCCAUGGUUCUUUGCAGUGCAGCCCGGCCACUGAUGGUUUCCAACGCUGUGAGCUCGUCUGUUCCCAUGGUUACCACAACGCACUUCCUGUCAGCCGCUUCCAGUGUGAGGUCCAGACCAAGUCUUGGACUGAGAUCAGACCAGGACCCCAGGCCUGUCAGAUCCUUCAGCCUCUUCAGACCUGGUCCUGGGCUCAGACUUGGUCUUGGGUCCAGUCUUGCUCUGAGGUGGAUGUGGAGUCGGUGCUGUUGAAUGCUGUCUCCAGCCGGGGGCUCUGUUCUGCUCAGGCUCCAGUCUCCGGUCGGUCUCUGUCUCUCUGUGAUGGGUCUACAGUUGGACUUCGGUGUCAAGAGGACUCUGUAACCCUGGACCUGACCUGGACCCUGCACCUGUCAGAACUCAGACCCGAGGACCUUCCGGACCUACACACCCCAGGAGACCAGUACUCAUCUACAUCUAAGUCCAAGUACUCCGUUGGCUCUACAAGUCCGAAGAGGGCAGAGUCAGGUGUGUUCCUGAACCGGACUUACUUCGUGGAGGGCGUGCAGGGCAUUCUGGGAAACCUGAUGAUGUCACAGAUGAUGUCAGAGCUGCAGCUGGUCACCGUGACGACGCCAGAGUUCGGUUGUGGGACUGGCUUUGGUGUCGGAGGAGAAAGAGAUGCCUGUUUCUUGUGUCCUCCUGGGACAUUCUCGUCUUCGGGGGCGUGUCUCUUUUGUCCAUCUGGAACCUAUCAGGACCAAGAGGGUCGGGACUCCUGCAUCAUAUGUCCCCGAGGCUCCUCUGGGAUUGGAGCAUCAUCUGUCCAUCAGUGUGAGUCGGAGUGCCAGCGGCGCAGGGGGCGGUGCUCAGAGUCAGGUGACUUCCUGCCGGCUCAGCUUAACUUCCUAUCUGGGAUCUGGGGAUGUGUCAAUAAAGAGGGCGUGUGGCUUCAGUGGACCAAUAGGGAGGCACCUCUGACUGACAAGGAGUGCACAGCUCUUAGUAACUUCCAGCUCCUCUCAGACUCCGAGGUUCAGUUUGGAUCAGACGAGGCUCAAAUCCUCAGGACUGUGUCUGCGGACCGGACCAGCUGCCUAAAAGAGUGUGCACUGGACUCGUCCUGUCACCAUGUGGCGCUGUUUAGUGGACAGUGUGAGAUGUACAGUACAAGCCCCGAGAACACAGAGUGCACCCAUGCCCCCCAGACCAAAGGGUUUCUGGGUAAUUCUGAGGCGGAGCAUUUUGAUUGGCUGCGCUGCUCUGUGAAGGUGAGGGGCGGAGCUUCAAGUCAACAGGUGUUCAGAAAGACAGGAGACCGGUACACAUCCAGGUCCAAGUCCGAGUACUCAACUUCCAACCUGGUGACCUUGAAGAGGGCGGAGUCGGGCGUGUACCGGACCCAGGUGUUUUCAGCCAAUCAGAGCACUCAAGCCGACGUGCAGCGCUUCUGUCUGAGCGCAUGCAGAAGAGACCCCUGCUGUGAAGGCUACGUACUGAACAUAAACCGGAUCAACUCAGGGUCCAUUAUGUGUGGGUAUCUUAGGACUCCCUCAGUGCUCAUGUGUUCAGAGCAGGACUGGGAUGUGACUGGUCAAGGAGCCGCCAAUCGGGAUUGUGGGGCGGGGCUUAAGUACAACGAGAGACGAGGCAACUUCUUGUUUGACAUCGGCGGUCAGAGGUUCACUUUCAGUGCCUCUGACGCCCCUCUGACCAAACAGGAGAAAGGGUACCAGGCCUCACUGGUGACUUUCAGCACUGUGCACCUCGAGACAGAGCCAAAGCCAGACGCUGUGGGAUCCUGCCCUAAUCUUCAGUCCAGGCCUGGAUCUAGUCUAGAGUCUGGUCUUGAGUCAGGUCCUCCUGUUGACUCCUCGGUGCUGGACUCAUUCCAGCCUCUCUCUGUGGAGCAGGUGGAGGUGAAGCCUCAGAGGAAACAGCCCAGUCUGAUGUUCUGGUUCAACAAGAAGAACUACGACUCCCAGCAUGCCCUACUCUCCUGCUUGCAGCGCUGCAAUUUGGAGAAACUGUGCGCGGUGGCGGACAUUUUGGAUCUGCAUGCAGAGUUCUUCUUCUGUGAGUUGUUCCCGGACACUGGAGUCUGCGGCACCUACAACGAGCCUGUGCGCCAACAGUGUCGCCCCCUACUGCCCCGCACACCCAACAACACCUACAUCAAGACUGUGGACUUGUCUGGACCAGUGAAGAGCUUCUAUCAGAGAGUCCAGUUUAGGAAGAUGGUCUCGUACUCAGUUCGGUCCAGGAUCCCGGUCCCAGAAUCCACUCCUCUGUCUCAGGGGUUCCGGGAGUGUGAGCGCCGCUGUGACGAGGACCACUGCUGCAGAGGCUUUGGUCUGAUCCAAGACCCCAAAUCCGGAUCUGAACCUGGGUCUGGACCUGGACUGGUCUGUCUGUCCCUUAUCAGCCUUGGAGUCCAAACAUGUUCCGAAUACCAGACCAGCUGGACCACCCAGGACUGCAGUCCCUCGGAACUCAGGACGUCCCCGGAGCCUCUGGGUUGGUACAUGAAGCCUGUGCAUCAGUGGAGUUCUAGCCCUGGUCUUUGUCCAGACUUCAGCCUGCCUCAGACCAGCACCAGUCUUGCCCGGGAUCUUUGGAGUCCAGUCUCUGGCCCUGCCCACCUGCUCGUAGACCCUGCCCUUUCCACCUAUGACAUCAUCCACCUAAGCCGUGACAUAAGCGCAGACCAUGAGAAGACGCUGGACUGGUGCCUCCAUGCUUGUCAGCAGUCUGAGUCCUGUUUCUCAGUCUCAAUCUCAGUCUUGGACUCUGGUGCUCGCUGUCUGCUGUAUCCGGACACUAGGGUCUGUGGCCCCACCUCAUCCUGUCAGCUGACCAUCCGAGAGCCCGCCCCCCAGGUAUACGUGCGCACAGAUCGUCGGGUCCAGAGCGAGACCUUGGACCUUCCCGGAUCUCGGACUCUUCGGGGCCGGACCGUGGACGUGGUCGUGGACUCGGCCCUGACUAGAUCCGUGGUGCAGUUCCUGGGCAUUCCCUUUGCCCGUCCUCCAAUUGGAUCACUGCGUUUUGGCCCUGCCCUGCCCCCUGAUUGGACGGGAACUCUAGAGGCUGUGGAGCCCCGCUCCCCCUGCGUGGAGCCGGGUCAGAGAGAGAGCGGGGUGAGCGAGGACUGUCUGUACCUGAACGUGUUUACGCCACGUCUCCAGAGGGGAGCACUACCUGUGCUUGUGUUCUUCUACAAUGCUCCCUCAGGCUUCUUGGAUGCUUCCCUCCUGGCUGCUCAGGGGGACAUGGUGGUGGUCAUGGCCCCGUAUCGAAGCUCGGUUCUGGGCUUCGGACUCUCGGACGCCGGGCUCUCGGACCAGGAGGCGGUGCUCCAGUGGGUCUCCGCCCACAUUCACCUGGUGGGCGGAGAUAAAGACAGAGUGACAGCGGGGGCGGAGCGUCAGGGAGCGGACAUCCUCAGUGUGCACCUGAGCUCACCUGAACAACCAUUGUUCAAAAGACUCAUACUCAUGGGGGGCUCGGUCUUCUCUCCAGGCCUUCUUCGGUCCGAGUCUGAGUCUCGACGCUUGACCUUUGACCUGGCACGAGACUUGGGUUGUGACAUCAACGGUGACAUUACAGAUGUUGGUCAUGUGACACGCUUCCUUCAGGAAGUGGACCUUCAGAGACUGAACGAGGCUCAGACCAGGAUCCUGGCCCAGACUGGACCCCUGAGAGCCUGGGGUCCAGUCCUGAAACUGGACCAGGUUCUGGAUCGACGUCUGCACCAGGUCGACCUCCUCCUGGGAACCUCUGAGCAUGAUGGACUCAUCAGCAGAGCCAGAAAUAUCAAGAGGUUUGAGGAGCUGUCGGGACGAGCAGAUUCUAAGACGGUCUUCUACGAGGCUCUGGUCCAGUCCCUGGGGCUGGACCCGGAUCGUAACCAGACUAAAGGUCCAAACGGGGACCUGCUGAAGGAGGCCGCAUCCUGGCUCUAUUCCCUGGACCACAGCCCCACCCCCUCUGCAUAUAACCUGUUCUCCAGAGCGCUCAACAAUGCAACUAGAGACCUGUUUGUGGUGUGUCCGUCUCAGAAGAUGGCUCAGGUUUGGGCUCAGACUGAAGCUAAAGUUUACCUGUACCACCAGCCGGCCACACCCACCAGGGCUGAUGUGCGCAUUCCCCUUGAUGUGCAGUUCCUGUUUGGGGAGCCUCUUCGCUCAAUCAGCUCUCAACGUUUCUCGACCUCAGAGAGAAAAGUGUCUGAGGCUCUGAUGUCCUAUAUGUCCAGCUUCAUCCACCAAGGAAACCCAAACCCGUCCCUCGUUCGCCCUGAGUCCAUCCUGCCACGCUGGGGGCAUGUCUUUCCUUCUGAGGCCACACCCACUUACUUAGAGCUAAGCCCUGCCCUCAGAUCCCUGCAGGGACUCAGAGCCAAAGAGUGCUCCUUCUGGAACCAACUAGCCCCAAAAUUGAGAGGUAAACUGAAGGUGGAGCCAGUGCCCAUUGCCCCUCCCUGCUCGUCUGUGGGCCAAUCGCAGCCUGAGAAGGACGGCUACAGUUAAGCCCCGCCCCUUGUCACCAUUCACAAAAUCAUCUUUUUCUUCAAUAAAAGCAUCUAAAU
Molecule: messenger RNA, 7014 nt
Organism: Periophthalmus magnuspinnatus
Lineage: Eukaryota; Metazoa; Chordata; Actinopteri; Gobiiformes; Gobiidae
Gene: tg
Product: thyroglobulin
Exons: 44
Coding region: 11-6955 (2314 amino acids)
Biological process (GO): thyroid hormone generation
Source: RefSeq, a predicted model, not a curated record